Molecule: messenger RNA, 2357 nt
Organism: Nymphaea colorata (pocket water lily)
Lineage: Eukaryota; Viridiplantae; Streptophyta; Magnoliopsida; Nymphaeales; Nymphaeaceae
Product: beta-glucosidase-like SFR2, chloroplastic
Exons: 10
Coding region: 229-2178 (649 amino acids)
Biological process (GO): carbohydrate metabolic process
Molecular function (GO): beta-glucosidase activity
Source: RefSeq, a predicted model, not a curated record
CUCGGCAGCUUCACUAGGUUGUCGCCAGGCCGAGAUGAAGUGAAGGGAAAGUUCGAGAGCUCAGCCAAUGAUAAUUCAUCCACACACCACAACAGUCUUAAUCAGCUGCCACGUUUCAUCACAAGACGCCAAGCCAGGCCCCUCAGAGAUCGUGCCGCCAUCUUCACAAGAAGGAAGUCGGGAACUAUUUUUCUUCUGUAGUGAUCGUGUAUCUCACCUCUUCUUCUAAUGGCUGUCCUCGGUUUAAUCUUCACCGCCACGAAGCUUGCAGGAGUGCUGGUUACCAUCACGGUGGCGGCCAACGCACUAUCCUUUUCGCGUUAUCGGCGAAAGAAUCUCCGGCCAAUUCGACCACUGAUCGAUGAGUCGUCCGAUACGCUGGCCAAUUUCGAUGUCGGCGCUGAAGUUGAGGAACACAGAUUCUUUUUCGGAUUAGCUACAGCCCCCGCUCAUGUCGAGGACAACCUAAAUGACGCUUGGCUUCAGUUCGCAGAAGAACGACCCUGUGGGGGAACAGAAUCCUCUCAGGGCUUGCAACAAGCUGAUGCACUAAUGGCUUCCGCAUCCGGUGAUGGUGGGUCCCACCAGGGAAAAGCUAGUGGAAAUGAAAAGAAGACGAGGAAAAGGAAACCUUUGAAGAUUGCCAUGGAGGCCAUGAUUAGAGGUUUCAGGAAGUAUUCGGAACAAGAUGAAGAAGAAGAAGAUAGAGAUGAAGAAGAGAAUGUUGACUGCGAACACAAUGUUGCUGCUUGGCAUAAUGUACCUCACCCUGAGGAGAGGUUGAGAUUUUGGUCCAACCCCGAUACUGAAUUAAGGCUUGCCAAGGAUGCUGGAGUCAGUGUUUUCCGUAUGGGAAUAGAUUGGACUAGGAUCAUGCCUACCGAGCCUAAAAAUGGAAAGAAAGAAACUGUGGACUGGGCUGCAUUAGAAAGAUAUAAGUGGAUAAUCCAGAGAGUUCAUCAUUAUGGGAUGAAGGUCAUGCUGACUCUGUUCCACCAUUCACUUCCUCCUUGGGCUGGAGAUUAUGGUGGUUGGAAAAUGGAAAAAACUGUGGAUUAUUUCAUGGAUUUCACAAGUCUUGUCGCUGAUAGCAUGUGGGAAUUGGUGGACUACUGGGUCACCUUUAAUGAGCCUCAUGUCUUUUGUAUGUUAACGUACUGUGCUGGUGCCUGGCCUGGGGGAAAUCCUGAUGUGCUUGAAGUUGCAACUUCUGCCCUUCCAACUGGUGUUUUCCGGCAAACAAUGCACUGGAUGACUGUUGCACAUUCAAAGGCUUACGAUUAUAUUCAUGGAAUGAGCACAGAUAUGGAAUCAAAGGUUGGAAUAGCACAUCAUGUUUCAUUUACCCGGCCAUAUGGCCUUUUUGAUGUACCUGCUGCUGUCCUGUCUAAUUCACUUACACUUUUUCCAUAUGUGGAUGCUGUAAGUGACAAACUUGAUUUCAUCGGGAUAAACUACUAUGGACAGGAAGUGAUUUCUGGAGCUGGCUUGAAGCUUGUGGAGAGGGAUGAAUACAGUGAAUCUGGGCGUGGUAUAUAUCCUGAUGGCUUGUACAGGAUUCUUCUUCAAUUUCAUGAAAGAUACAAACAUCUCGAUCUUCCUUUCAUCAUUACUGAAAAUGGAGUAUCUGAUGCAACUGACCUAAUUCGACGGCCUUAUCUGUUAGAGCACCUGCUGGCCAUAUAUGCAGCUAUGCUAGAAGGAGUACGUGUGCUUGGAUAUUUGUUUUGGACAAUAUCAGAUAACUGGGAAUGGGCAGAUGGAUAUGGUCCAAAGUUUGGACUUGUGGCAGUUGAUCGAAUUAAUGGACUUGCGCGUAUUCCACGCCCUUCAUACUUUUUGUUUUCAAAGGUAGUCAAAAGUGGUAAAGUGACUCGCCAGGAGAGAGAAAGGGCAUGGAUUGAACUACAGAGUGCUGCAAAAGAGAAAAAGACGAGACCAUUUUAUCGUGCAGUUGACAAACAUGGACUCAUGUAUGCAGGUGGUCUGGAUAGUCCAACUUGGAGACCUUUCAUUGAAAGGGACUGGAGAUUUGGCCAUUACAAGAUGGAUGGGCUAGAAGAUCCAAUCAGUCGCCUCUCUCGAUUCAUUCUUGCACCUUUGUUGCACAAAAAGGACAAUGACCAGAUGUUCAACGAGAAAACCUUAGUGAUGCAGCCUCUUGAAGUCAGCCUAUGAUAUUCACACUUCAUCCUCAACAUAUCCCAAUGAUUUCUUAUAUCCUUAUAAACUUGGCUGAUUAUAUUCUGGGGUCUGUUCUCCCUUGUAAAAUUGUAAUUGUUGAAUAUGCUCUGUUGCAGAAAUGCAGUUACAGGCAUUGAACAGAACAGAGUUAAACCAUCAUAGUUCACUGGAAA